Molecule: messenger RNA, 1466 nt
Organism: Habropoda laboriosa
Lineage: Eukaryota; Metazoa; Arthropoda; Insecta; Hymenoptera; Apidae
Gene: Sou
Product: protein RMD5 homolog A
Exons: 7
Coding region: 31-1209 (392 amino acids)
Biological process (GO): proteasome-mediated ubiquitin-dependent protein catabolic process
Cellular component (GO): nucleus; cytoplasm; GID complex
Molecular function (GO): protein binding; ubiquitin protein ligase activity
Source: RefSeq, a predicted model, not a curated record
GUGACGCGAUAUCAACGACGAAAAACAAUAAUGGAGGCGUGUAAUGCCGUUGAACGUGAAGUUGACAAGAUUUUAUUGAAAUUUGGCAUGGUAAACGAACAUGCAGAGACAGUACUGCAAGAUCUAAUAAAUCAUAUUGAAUCUUUAAAAAGGGAAUUCGCAGAAGCACCUCCUGAUCAUGAAUUAACACCAGGUCAAGUGCAAAUAUUGAAAGAAGCGAUGAAGAAAGUUUGCGAAACUGUGCAUCGUUUAACCACAGAACACAGAGAGCUACACGGUUCAGUUUCUAAAGUGGGAAAAGCAAUCGACAGGAACUUUACUGCAGAUUUUACAAGCACAAGCAGAGAAGAUGUAUUCUCUUGUUCAGGCAAAUCGCAUCUUUUGAAUAAAGUUAUCUGUCAGCAUUUCUACCGUCAUGGCAUGUUGGAUAUCGCAGCAGAAUUGGCAGCGGAGGCUGGUAUUAAAACUGACGAAGGGACAAAGGAACCAUUCACAGAAUUAAAUUACAUAUUGGAUUGCUUGAAGCAGAAAAACCUUGAACCGGCACUAGAUUGGGCUAAAAGACAUAGAGACGCCCUUUUAGCACAAAAUUCCUCCCUCGAAUUUAAGCUACAUAGGUUACAUUUCAUAAAACUGAUUCAACAAGGUCCUAGCAAACAAACCGAAGCGAUAACAUAUGUUCGGCAAAAUCUUACACAAUACGUCGGAUGUCAUGAAAAAGAGGUGCAAGCUUUAAUGGGCACGCUACUUUACUUGCAAACUGGAAUACAAUCCUCUCCUUACAGUCAUUUAUUGGAUCCCAUUUUGUGGCUAGAUAUUCACGAUGUAUUCCGAAGAGAGGCUUGCAUGUUGUUUGGCUUAAGCGUGGACAGCCCUCUAUCGGUGUGCAUUAACGCUGGUUGUACCGCGUUACCAACGCUUCUGAAUAUUAAGCAAGUGAUGCAACUGAGGCAAGUAAAUACCGUUUGGAAUGGGAUAGACGAACUGCCGAUUGAGAUAGAUCUGGGCCAGGAAGGUCGUUAUCACUCUGUUUUCGCAUGUCCGAUUUUAAGGCAACAGAGCACGGAGAACAAUCCACCUAUGAAAUUGGUCUGUGGACAUGUUAUAUCGAGAGACGCGUUAACUAAACUCACCAAUGCAAACAAAUUGAAAUGUCCAUAUUGUCCAGUAGAACAGAAUCCAGAGGAUGCUAGACUUAUAUACUUCUAGAAUUAUUACGACACAAAGAUGCGAACAAGUUGUUUUUAGAUCUUUUUCGAGAACAGGAGGUUUGAAGGAUCGGGACAAAUACACAUACAUAUUUACGUCGAACCAUCGUAUUUUGUGAAUUCUCAUGGUAAUCGUAACUAAUUAAUUUUCUUAGCAGACUGAUUUUCCAAUCGUGUCGUCGAUACGUUAUAAUACAAUAGUACACUGGCACAUUUUGUCGUGAAAAAAAAUGUGGCACCUUUGGCAACGAUUCUUUG